AUGUGAUGCUGACCCCUCAGCCUUGGCCAACUAUGUCGUGGCAUUAGUCAAGAAGGACAAGCCCGAGAAGGAGCUGAAAGCUUUCUGUGCUGACCAGCUGGACGUGUUCCUGCAGAAAGAAACUUCAGGGUUUGUAGAUAAACUCUUUGAAAGUUUGUACACCAAAAGUUACCUUCCUUCUGCUGAGCCCACAAAGGCAGAGGCAAAGCCUGCAGGGCAAGAGAAAGAAGAAGUCAAGGAGGAGUUGUGUGUUAAACAGAAUUUUCAAGAGUCUGUUGAAGAAGAGCGGGAGAGCAGGAAGAAGAAGUAUUCCAGUCCCCAGAGGAGCCGUGCAGAUUCCAGUGAGCAAAGAACCAGAGAGAAAAAGCGGGAUGAUGGGAAGUGGAGGGACUAUGACAGGUACUAUGAUAGGAGUGACUUGUACAGGGAGAAGUCUGGCUGGCGCCGGGGCAGGAGCAAGAGCCGCAGCAAAAGCAGAGGGCUGAGUCGGAGCCGCAGCCGCAGCAGGGGCCGCAGCAAGGACCGCGAUGGCAGCAGGAGCGGGCUAGUUCAGGUCUGUCGGAAAAGUAAGUGGCACAGAUUACAGCAUUCCACGCACCUUGAGACCGCGUUAGUUAAGGGCAGAGAGCACCGAGAGAGAGAGAGAUCAAAAUACAAGAGUGAAAAAAAUGAUGUUGAAAGCUCAUAUAAUCCAGUGUCUGCGACUCCCAGUAAAUCCUCUGAACAGUAUUCCUCUGCACAAGCUAUUCCCAGUGCUGUGACUGUAGUUGCACCUGCACACCACCUUGAAGGCACCACAGAGAGCUGGUCAAAUUACUUCAACAAUCACAGCAAUCCCAGUUCGUUUGGCAGAAACCCUCCUCCUAAAAGAAGAUGUCAAGACUAUGAUGAGCGAGGCUAUUGUGUCCUGGGUGAUCUCUGCCAGUUUGAUCACGGAAACGAUCCUUUGGUGGUAGAUGAAGUCUCCUUGCCCAGCAUGAUCCCCUUUGUCUCUGCUGAGAAAGAGAAAAGGUGUUGGAAUCAGAGUAGCUUACCCAAACAGGCUUCUCGAUUUACUGUUGCUGUAGUGGAACUGGACGUAUUUGCCACCCUGACCUUGCUCAAAGCAAGGCAUAAGCACAGCGCUGAAUUGUUGGCACGUUGUGCCUUUGAGCUGUCAGCGUGUGAUGUGUUGUGUGCUGUUGUUGCAGGCCCACCUUUAACGCAGUCCAGCCUCAUCAACAGCCGUGACCAGCCGGGGACAAGCGCAGUGCCCAGCCUCGCGCCCGUGGGAGCAAGGCUGCCUCCUCCUCUGCCUCAGAACCUGCUCUAUACAGUGUCAGAACAUACAUAUGAGCCAGAUGGCUAUAACCCUGAAGCUCCUAGUAUUACCAGUGCUGGUAGAUCUCAGUAUCGGCAGUUCUUUACAAGAGCACAAAUGCAGCGUCCAAAUCUAAUUGGCCUAACAUCUGGGGAGAUGGAUACAAACCCUCGAGCUGCCAACAUUAUCAUCCAAACUGAACCUCCCAUUCCCAUUACAAAUAACAGCAGCAAUGUCACUAGAGUUGUCCUGGAACCAGACAGCAGGAAGAGAUCUCCAAGCAGCAUGGAGUGUCCACCAUUGAAGAAACCCUGGUUGGGAAAGCAAGUGAAUAACAACCAAAAUAAGCCAGGAUUUUUGAAGAAGAAUCAGUAUACUAAUACAAAAUUAGAAGUUCGAAAAAUUCCACCAGAAUUGAACAACAUUACACAGCUCAACGAACACUUCAGCAAAUUUGGAACUAUUGUAAACAUUCAGGUGGCUUUCCAGAACGAUCCCGAAGCUGCUCUCAUUCAGUACUUGACCAACGACGAGGCGAGGAAGGCCAUUUCCAGCACGGAGGCAGUGCUGAGCAACCGCUUCAUCCGGGUGCUGUGGCACAGGGAGAGCGAGUGAUGAACAAACCCCUGGCAUCUGGUGCCUACGUCCUUAACAAAGUCCCAGUGAAAAGGCGCCUUGGAGCGGCGGGUGGGAGCCAGCCUGAGCUCAGCCAGCCCGGGGCUGGCGUGGAGGAGUCUCAGAUAUUUCCUACUUCCACAAGCCACUCAAAAAUGGUUUACAGUUCUCCAAACUUGAAGACAACUCUGAAGUCUGGUGCAGGGUCUAAGCCUCAUGACGUGCAAGAAGCCCUUAAAAAAAAACAGGAGGCAAUGAAACUCCAGCAAGAUAUGAGGAAAAAGAAGCAGGAGAUGUUAGAAAAACAAAUAGAAUGCCAGAAGAUGUUGAUAUCCAAGCUGGAGAAAAACAAGGCCAUGAAACCAGAAGAGAGAGCAGAAAUUAUGAAGACUUUAAAAGAACUAACAGGAAAAAUAUCUCAGUUAAAGGAUGAAUUAAAAACUUCAUCUGCAACCUCCACACCAUCUAAAUUGAAGUCCAAAACAGAGGCACAGAAGGAACUGUUGGAUGCAGAGCUGGACUUCCAUAAGAGACUGUCCUCUGGAGAGGACACGACCGAGCUGCGCAAAAAGCUCAAUCAGUUACAAGUGGAGGCUGCCCGCUUGGGCAUCCUGCCUGCUGGCCGAGGGAAGGCGGUGGCAGCCCCGGGCCGGGGCCGCGGCCGCGGCCGUGGGGGCAGAGGCCGGGCCAUGCUGAACCACAUGGUGGUGGAUCACCGGCCCAAGGCCCUCGCCGUGGGAGGCUUCGUGGAGGAGGAGAAGGAUGAAUUGUUACAGCACUUCUCUAAAUUUGGAGAUAUCGAAGAUCUUCAGGAAGAGGAUUCCCCAUUAAGUGUUGUUGUAACUUUUAAGUCCCGCUCAGAAGCUGAGAAUGCUGCUAACCAGGGAUCCCGCUUCAAGGACCGGCGGCUCCAGAUCUCGUGGCACAAACCCAAGGUACCCUCUGUGUCCACAGAAGUCGAGGAAGAGGAGCCCAAGGAAGAGGAGACUGAAACCUCAGAUUUAUUUUUGCACGAAGAUGAUGAUGAUGAUGAUGAAGAUGAGGAUGAAUCCCGUUCUUGGAGAAGAUGAAACUUGAUGUUGGAAAUGUAUAAUUUUAGGAAUAUAGUUCAAACUACAUCUUUUAAACGUUUAUUUAAGGAAGUUGAUGAGCCAAAAAGAGCUUUACUUUCUUUUCAAACCACAAAAUUUACCAUGAGCAGUUUGGUAUGAAAACAUUUGGGACACAGAGCUGUGAGACUGAGCUAGCCAAAGGCCCAGGAACUUCUUACAAGAUUAUCAAGCUCACCAAGGUGGUGAUCUUUUUCUAUUUAAGAAGGAUAAAAAGCGGGGAGGGGGUUGGAAAUCAGUAUUUUCUUGUCCUCUUUUUGUGUCACCUGUAUUACUUUGUUUUGGGUUUUUUAUAAUGUGAUUGGUUUGUUAGUUUAUAAUUGAAAAGAUAUUACAGGUUUUAUUUAGCAAUAUUAAGAGGUUAGGGGAAAGACAAACUUUCAUUAAAUAUUAUGAAAGAAAAACUGGCCUCAUUUGCUCGUUGAAAAAAGGGAGCAUUUUAUUUCCUGUGGAGUCUCAUGUUGUAGGAAUUAUUUGUGGUUAGAUUCUUAAAUCAUUUACUUCAGUAUGUGUGGCAGCCACACUAUCUCUUUGUUGUGCUGCUUUUUGUGAGAGGAGGUGGAAGAAACAAUUUAACAGGAUAUUGUUGUAACAUUGUCCAGUUCACUCUGUUUCUCCAAAUUCUGCUUCACAGAAAACAUCAGCGGGAGCACACACUGGAGUGGAUUUUCACUCCUUCUUGAUUUCCUUCUGUCAUUUCAGUGUAAGGCUCGGUGUAGGUCAGGCUGUUUAUUGCAUUUCAGUAUUUGUGAGCAAGAAUGGAAGGAGUUCCAGUCUUCCUCAAAAGCAGCUGCACUGGCCCCUGUCUCCCAGCCAGGAGCAACUCUCCUCUGGCUGUUCCCAGCUGUGUUCCAGGCAGAGCCCUGGGCUUCAGAGCAGGGUGGGUUAGAGCAGGGUGGGGUUCAGCCCACAGGACUGGGGUGUCCUGCUUAGCCAGCCCCACAGCAGGGUCCAGUGUCCCAGCCCAGGGCUGCUGAGAGCUGGCUGUGCUGUGGGUGUGCCCGUGUCCCCUCUCAGUGCCCCUGUGCUGUCCCAGGGCUGCUGAGAGCUGGCUGUGCUGUGGGUGUGCCCUGGGUGUCCUCUCUCG
Messenger RNA from Zonotrichia albicollis (white-throated sparrow), 4111 nucleotides. Lineage: Eukaryota; Metazoa; Chordata; Aves; Passeriformes; Passerellidae. The record is from RefSeq and is a predicted model, not a curated record.